AUGGCUUUCGCUGGCAUGUCCCUCAUCGUCGAUGGUAAGUUGUGCGACCUCACCUCGUCGCCCUUCGACGCUGGCGUGGACAGCGGGUACCACUUGCUCGUGGUCCAAGGAUACUCCAAUACCAAAGGCACAACACCAAACGGGAGCUGCAUCUCGUCUCGUCCUUUCCUGGUUGGUGGCCAUCGCUGGAUUGUCGACUACUACCCAAAUGGUCGGUAUGAGGACGAUGUCACUGGGAAGUUUAUGUCGCUUAUGCUUGUGCAUGAUGACGAUGUGGGAGGACACGAAGGUGUCAGCCAGGGCGUCAAGGUUCAGUGUGAGUUCAGUUUCAUUGAUGAGCCUGAGUCGCAGGUGCCAGCGAUCAUCCGAACUCAAAAGAUUAACACCGCUUGUUGUGAAAUGGGCUACACAAGGUUCAUACGAAACGAGGCCCAUUUCAGCAACCUUCUCUUCGAAAAGGAUGGCGCUGACAUUACGUUUGAGGUUGGUGGCUACAAGUUCGCGGCGCACCGGAUUGUGCUUGCAGCCCGAUCUACGGUCUUCAAGGCACAGCUAUUCGGGGCCAUGGAUGAGGGCGCUACUGCGCCAAGUGUCCUCAAGAUAAAUGACAUCGAAGCAAAUGUCUUUAGUACGUUGCUUACCUUCAUCUACACCGAUGCAGUUGCAUGGUUCAUCCCACUGGAGGAGAAUGAAGGAGAUAAAGAGGAAAUGCUCAAUUUGCUUGAAGCUGCGGUCCGAUAUGAUCUCCAAAAGCUCAAGGUAAUCUGUGAAGAGAAAUUGGCCAGUCGUUGUUUACUAACCAUGGCCAGUGUGGCAAACAUUAUUGUGGUGGCUGAGCGGAGGGGAUGCCGCUGGUUGAAGGAUGUCUGCAUGGAGUUAAUCAAAUCCCGCACCACCGUGCACAAGGUAUUCACCGCUGGUUGCCUGGACGAGAUCAUCAGGACCACCAGCCCGUCCGACCUGAAGGAGCUCUUCUCCAAGUAUUCUGCUUCCUAAAUCACUCGAGAAACCUAGGUUCUACUUCAUAUAUAUUUUCCCUUAUAGAUUUCGACGGGUCAUCAGAAAAAUCGUAGUACUACUAUCCAUUCCUAGGUAUAAGAGGGUCAUGUUUAUGUUUGUGUGUCGAUCGUCCUGUCUAGUACCUCCCAGCUAC
Messenger RNA from Lolium perenne, 1153 nucleotides. NCBI's taxonomy places the organism in Eukaryota, Viridiplantae, Streptophyta, Magnoliopsida, Poales, Poaceae. The record is from RefSeq and is a predicted model, not a curated record.